Messenger RNA from Drosophila mojavensis, 1958 nucleotides. RefSeq names its product glycoprotein-N-acetylgalactosamine 3-beta-galactosyltransferase 1. The transcript has 2 exons. Bases 188 to 1360 code for a protein of 390 amino acids. Gene Ontology annotation, cellular component: membrane. Gene Ontology annotation, molecular function: N-acetylgalactosaminide beta-1,3-galactosyltransferase activity. The record is from RefSeq and is a predicted model, not a curated record. Lineage: Eukaryota; Metazoa; Arthropoda; Insecta; Diptera; Drosophilidae.
CUAAGCACUGAAGUCUUCUUAAUAUAGCUCACUCCUCAGUUGCUGUCAGUUGCUUUCAUGCUACGCUCGGUUUCGGUUCUCGGUUCUCGGUUCUCGGUUCUGCUUUUCCUUAUUAAAAGACAAGUCUAAUUAGUGAUGUGAAAUUAUUUAUUGGAGGAUUAUUAUUUAUUGUGUUUUAUGCAACAAAAUGUAUCUGAAACGCGAAUUCAUUGUGCGACAUCCCAUAAUAGUUUUCACUGCGGGCAUAGCUGUAGGCAUUUGCCUUAUAAAGAUAUUUAGCACGCCAGCAGCGAUUGAUUCCUUUGAUUCGUAUGUAACUCAGCAAUCAUCAUUUGGUGCGGAUAUAUCAAACCACUACAAAAUUAUCAAUGAAUCAGUACUCGAUCGCCAUGUGGCUAGCCAUGAUCAUCUAUAUGAAAAUACGUCGCUCGCUGAUCAGCUGAAGAGGGAGGUGCGUUUGCUCUGUUGGGUCAUGACCAAUCCCAACAAUCAUAAGAAGAAGGCGCGCCACGUGAAACGCACCUGGGGCAAACGCUGUAACAUUUUGCUAUUCAUGAGCUCCGCGGCAGAUGAUGAGCUGCCCACAGUCAAGUUGGAUGUAGAAGAGGGUCGACCGAAUUUGUGGAGGAAAGUAAAGGAGGCCUUCAAGUAUGUCUACAAGCAUCAUUACAACGAUGCGGAUUGGUUCUACAAGGCUGACGACGACACCUAUGCAGUAGUUGAGAAUCUGAGAUAUAUGCUAUAUCCCUAUAGUCCAGAGACGCCCGUUCACUUUGGCUGCAAGUUCAAGCCCUUCGUUAAGCAGGGAUAUAUGUCGGGUGGUGCUGGCUAUGUGCUCAGCAAGGAGGCACUGCGAAGGUUUGUGGUCGAGGGCAUACCCGAUCCCAAGAUGUGUCUACCUGGCACCGUUAUCAACGAGGAUAUCGAGAUUGGCAAAUGCAUGGAGAAUCUGAAUGUGACAGCAGGCGAUUCUCGUGAUGUGAAUGGGCGUGGUCGCAUGUUUCCCUUUGUGCCGGAGCAAAUAUUAAUACCCUACAAGGAUCCGAAUUUUUGGUACUGGAAAUAUCUCUACUAUAAGACAGACGAUGGUCUAGAUUGCUGUUCGGAUAAUGCGAUAUCUUUUCACUAUGUUCCGCCCAAUUUCAUGUAUGUGCUAGACUAUUUAAUCUAUCAUCUGCAUCCCUUUGGGGUGAUCAGAGCGCAGCGUUUGCCAGCCAAACUAAAAGUGGGUGAGUUCUUGCCCGCGCCGAGGGAGGAGGUCGCCAACAGCAAUGAGGACUCUAUGGAUGAUGAUGAUAGGAUAAACAAAACUACAAUAAACGAAACUCAAACUGAACCCGAUGCGAGAGAAGUUGAGUAAAGCGAGAGAAUUGUGUGACAGCCUGACAGACUGAAUUGAAUGAAUAGGCUGGAAAGCCCGCAAUGUCAAACGGGUUCAAAUGCAUUGUGUGGGCGGGUGCUGAUUGCAAUUGUUGUUGCCUCAAUUGAUGAUGGGCAGUUAGUUCAGAACGUUUCAAAUUGCAAUUGUAAUUGCAAAUUAAUUAAAUGUGAGCAUGAAAUGAAUCGGGAAACCUUGCGCUUCCACAGUUUUCACCGUUUCCACUGGGCUCGAAAUGCGUGUCACGGCAAUGACUGAAAUUUACUGAAACAGUUUUGCAUUCGUCAAGCAAUGCAAUUAAACGAAAAUUACUUAAAUUGACUAUCAGCGAGUCACUUUGCAUAUGGUAAAAGCCGUAAAAGUCCGUGUGCACACUAAACAAAUAAAUCCAACAAAUUUUUAGUCUAUAUUUAGCUAACAAUGACGAACUGAAACAAUUUUUAUCAAUUGCCUGAAUAUUCAAGUAAAUGAACUCAUUUCGCAACGUGCUUCUAAUCUAUUUUACAAUUAGUACUAUCUAAAAUUACAAAUUGUUUUUCAACAAAUUGUACUCAAUUACGUAAUUUAAAAAUUAUAUUUG